Messenger RNA from Pochonia chlamydosporia 170, 6573 nucleotides. RefSeq names its product polyketide synthase. Bases 1 to 6573 code for a protein of 2190 amino acids. Lineage: Eukaryota; Fungi; Ascomycota; Sordariomycetes; Hypocreales; Clavicipitaceae. The record is from RefSeq and is a predicted model, not a curated record. The transcript has 7 exons. Gene Ontology annotation, molecular function: 3-oxoacyl-[acyl-carrier-protein] synthase activity; fatty acid synthase activity; phosphopantetheine binding. Gene Ontology annotation, biological process: secondary metabolite biosynthetic process; fatty acid biosynthetic process.
AUGGCCCACAGUACGCCCUCUAUUUCCCAGAACGGCGGAUCUCAGCAGUACCAAGUGCUGCUAUUUGGCGAUUUGUCGUCGUCGGGAUUUGAGGAGGAGCUUCGACGUCUGUUGCAUAUUAAGACCAACCCCCUUCUAUCUUCCUUCCUAGAACAAGUCGGCUUGUCUCUCAGGAGACUCAUAGGCAACUUACCCUCUCGACAACAAGACCUGUUCCCUCGCUUUACGACCAUCAUUGAUCUCGUACCUUGGAUUGGGGGCACUCCAGGCACGCCAGUCCUCAGAUUUUUCGCAUUAUGCGUUUAUGAGAUUGCACAAUUUAUUGUAAGAUAUAGCAGCGAUUCCAACUCAUAUCCCUUGCCUACGCGUACAUGUAUUAUUGGAUCUUGCACGGGAGCUUUUGCUGCCGCGGCUAUCAGCUGUUCUCAGACACUACCGGAAUUAAUUCCAGUCGCUGUGGAAGCGUCCUUAGCCGCGUUUAGGACUGCACUCUGCUCUUGGUUAGCAGGUCAAUAUGAGUCUUCGCAACAGGCCACAGGUACAUCAUGGUCGGCUGCUGUCAGACCGAAAGACAUGAAUGAUUCAGUGGACUAUCUGCUGAAAGAACUAGGUGCUGCUGGGACAGACUGUGGACGCUCCAGGCUUUACAUAAGUGCCACAACACGAGACCAACUGACGACCAUAAGUGGUCCACCAUCAGCAUUGCAGGAAUUCCUUUCCAAGGCGUCUGAAGGGCUGCGAUCACGGUAUCUGGAUAUCCAGUCGCCAUUCCACGCGCCGAGCUUAUUUGAUGAGUUAGAUGUGGACAACAUUAUUAGCCCGGUUGCCGAAGAAGCAGAGCCUCGUGUCCCGAAGAUUCCACUUCUGUCAUCAUCAACGGGAGAUGUUAUCAAUGCCCCGUCCUUUGAACAGCUUCUUCGCCUGGUGGUGCACGAGACCCUUCGGCAACCAAUUCGGUGGGAGAUGGUGGUAUCUUCGUGUUGCUUGCUCCUGGCCGAAGCGAAGACACAACAGUGCACCAUCAUUUCAUUUUCAAGUCACGCUGCAUCGAUGCUCAGCAAUGCCUUGACGGUCGACACUGACAUGCAAGUGAGUGUUGAACACGUAGCACAGUCCCAGCGGCAAUCGGACAGCUCUUCAGGUAGCUUUGCACAUUCCAAGAUUGCCAUUAUCGGCUACUCGGGUCGAUUUCCUGACGCUGCUUCCAACGAAGCAUUCUGGGAGCUGCUUCGCGCCGGACGAGAUGUUCACCGCGAGAUCCCAGCUGAUCGCUUUAACUGGGAAACACACUAUGAUCCGACGGGCAAGCGCAAGAAUAGCAGCCGCGUCAAGUAUGGCUGCUUUAUUGAGGAGCCAGGCGUAUUUGAUGCUCGCUUCUUUAAUAUGUCGCCGCGAGAGGCAGCAAAUACAGAUCCAGCGCAGCGGUUGGCCAUCACGACCACUUUUGAAGCCAUAGAAAUGGCCGGGCUUGUGAGGAAUCGUACCCCAAGUACGCAACAGGAUAGGGUUGGUGUCUUUUUUGGCACUACAAGCGAUGACUGGCGUGAGGUGAACAGUGGCCAGGAUGUCGACACCUAUUUCAUCCCUGGAGGCAACCGUGCCUUCGUACCCGGCCGCAUCAGUUACUUCUUUCGAUUUUCCGGUCCCAGCUUGAGUAUCGAUACAGCCUGCUCGUCCAGCUUCGCUGCAAUCCAGACUGCCUGUAGCUACCUCUGGAGAGGCGAAUGUGACACUGCCAUCGCCGGGGGCACCAAUAUCCUUACGAAUCCCGACAACUUCGCUGGAUUGGACCGUGGCCACUUUCUCUCAACUACUGGGAACUGCAACCCGUUUGAUGAUGAAGCCAGCGGGUAUUGCCGUGCCGAUGCCGUGGGAUCAGUGAUUCUUAAGCGGCUAGAAGAUGCUGAAAUAGAUAAUGAUCCGAUAUUUGGUGUUAUUGUUGGGACUAACACUAACCACUGUGGCCAGACCGACAGCAUUACUCGUCCACAUGAGGGAGAUCAAGCAAGCGUGUUUAGACGCAUUAUGAGACAUGCCAAUAUCGAGCCCCUUGACAUUAGUUAUAUUGAGAUGCAUGGCACAGGUACGCAGGCAGGUGACCUGACAGAAAUGAAUUCGGUUUUGUCAGUGUUUGUGCCAGGGACAAAGCGUACGCUCGCACAACCUCCCAGGCCACUGUAUGUAGGCUCAGCAAAGGCAAAUAUUGGACAUGCUGAAUCGGCAUCCGGAGUUUCGUCAUUGAUCAAGGUGCUCAUGAUGAUGAAGAACAGCGAGAUUCCGCCGCACUGUGGAAUCAAGACCCGCAUCAACCACAACUACCCCCGGGAUCUCGCUGAGCGCGGAGUACGCAUCGCGCUUAGUCCAACCCCUUGGCUGAGAGAAGAGACUAUUUCUGGUAAACGGUCAGUCUUUUUGAAUAACUUCAGUGCCGCUGGUGGAAAUACUGCUGUCUUGUUGGAGGAUGCUCCUCAAACAGUCAACGCACCGAAUGCCGGGGAUGACGCCAGACCCGUACACCUCGUUGCAGUAACGGCCAAGACCAAAAGCUCUCUACUUGGCAAUCUCAAGGCGCUUUCAUCAUGGCUUGAGGAGAAUCCAACCAUUUCACUACCUGAGCUCUCGUACACCACGACAGCGCGCCGCAUGCAUCAUAACUAUAGGACAAUAGUUUCGGGCGCGGACAUACCGUCUGUUCUGUCCAAUAUCAAGAAACAAGUAUCAGCACUGAGCCAGGCAGCCAUUAGGCCGAUCCCAUCGUUAGAAAAGACUCCAAACUUGGUGUUUGCGUUUACUGGCCAGGGUACACUAUACACGGGUCUAGGCAAGUCGCUCUACUUCACCCAUGCCUCAUUCCGUUCAAGCAUCCUUCGCCUGAAUCGCCUCGCACAGAGCCAGGGAUUUCCACCAUUUAUCGAACUAGUGGAUGGUAGCCAGCCAGCGGAGAAUGCGAAAGACACCAGGGCGGUAGUCUCACAGCUCGCCUUAACUUGCGUACAGAUGGCCUUGUUUGAGCUCUGGGCAAGCUGGGGUCUGACUGCCUCAGCAGUAAUCGGUCAUAGCCUGGGAGAAUACGCCGCAAUGUACGCCGCAGGAGUCGUCACUGCAGCAGAUGCCAUCUAUCUCGUUGGCUGCCGGGCAAACUUGCUUGAAGAGCAUUGCUUGCCUGGUACCAAUGCGAUGCUUGCAGUCAAGGCACACUCGGAUGCUGUGACGAAGUUGAUUCGCAAUACUGGCUGCGAACUCGCGUGUGCCAAUCAACCAACAGGUCAUGUAAUAAGUGGCCGGAUCGAAGAUAUUUGUCGUACUGAGAGUAAAGCUGCCGCUGCGGGUCUAGAGACUAUCAGAUUGGAGCUUCCAUAUGCAUUUCACUCAGCUCAUGUCGAACCCAUUCUCGCCCCGUUCAAGGCCGCCGCAUCACGAGGAGUGACGUAUUGUGCACCUACGAUUCCCAUCAUGUCACCCUUGGAAUCCAGAGUGGUUCACGCUGGAGAGAUUGGCGUAUUUGAUGCAUCUUACCUUGUCAGUGCCUGUCGUGGCACCGUUGAUUACCGAGGCGCUCUUGAGGCGGCCAGAACAGACGGGUUGGUCAAUGAGCGUACCGUUUGGCUCGAGGUCGGAGCCCAUCCUUCAUGUGGUGGCAUGAUAAAGGGUACACUUGGAACCGAAUCCAGCACUUUAGCAUCGCUACGGAAGAACGUCGAUGCCUACAAGACACUGGCUUCGUCGCUCCAGAGCCUGUACCUGGUGGGAUUCGACAUCGCUUGGAAUGAAUACCAUCGGCAUUUCCCGUCUUCCCAAAGGGUUAUCGAACUCCCUAGAUAUGCCUGGGAUUUGAAAAAUUACUGGAUAAAGUACAGAAACGACUUUUGUCUGGCCAAAGGCGAAGGCCUAGUGCCGGCGUCGAGCGAAGAAGUUGCUCCUCGACAUACCCUAGAAGCGCCGGACACGCCGCAGUAUAAAUACCUAUCGCCAUCAGUGCAGAAGGUGCUCGAGGUGUCUCAUGGUAAAGAGCUGUCGUCACUACUGAUAGAGUCUGACGUAUUCAACGAGAGAUUGCUGCCUGUCUUCCAAGGCCAUGUGGUAAAUGGCACUCAACUCUGUCCUUCGUCCUUGUAUGCCGACAUUGCCUUGACCAUGGCGCAAUACAUGCUCCAAGGUCCGGGCCUGUCGUCCUCAACAACGGGUCUCGACCUGACGGAUGUUAAGGUUGACGCGCCUCUCAUUGCUCAACCUACAGAAAAUACGCAUCUCUUCCGCGUCUCCGCAAAAGCAGCCUGGACCAAUAAUCUGAUAUCCAUGUCGAUCUUCAGUGUCAAUAGCAGAGGUGAGCGUACAACGUCGCAUGCCAAACUCGAAGUGCGGGUUGUGCCGGAGCAGAAUUGGAUUUACGACUGGAAGCGCAAUACUCACUUGAUCAUGUCUCGUAUAGAAGCAUUGAAUCAGGGCAUUCAUGGGGGCAACAGCCACAAGCUGAAGCGUGGAAUGGUCUACAGGCUAUUCGGGGCGGUGGUGGAGUAUAGCAAGGAGUACCAGGGUAUGGAGGAGGUGGUUCUGGAUAGCGAGAGGCUCGAGGCAGUGUCAACUGUCAAUUUUCAGACUGCAGAGGACGGCUUUGUGGUAAACCCACACUGGAUUGAUAGCCUUGGAGGCAUUGCAGGCUUCGUCAUGAACGGCAAUGAUGCUGUCGAAAGCAAGAAGCAAGUGUUCAUUAACCACGGAUGGGAGCGACUACGAAUCGCAGAAAAGCUGGACCAAACUAAAACAUACCAUGCAUACAAUAGAAUGCAGCGAGCUGAGAAGAGAAUGUAUGUGGGUGAUACAUACGUCCUGCAUGAGGAACGUAUCGUGGCAAUUAUCGAAGGGGUAAAGUUUCAAGGAAUUCCGCGUCAAGUCCUUGACCGUGUUCUGCCUCACCAAACUUCAUCUAGUCGACCGGCACAAGCGAAUGGUUCCCAAAAGACCCGCACGAAAGCAGCUGAUGUAUUGGAACAAGGACUUCAGGACGCAUACUCGAUAGAGAGUGCCCUAAAAUCGGGAGAUAAAGCCAGACCUUCAUCUACACUUGUUGGCACAAUCUUAACCAUCAUCUGCCAGGAAGUUGGGCUCUCCCUAGUCGAACUACAACCGGAGAGCGAAUUUACUGAACUUGGGGUUGAUUCGCUUCUUUCACUCACUAUUGUGACAAGAGUUCGUGAGGAGUUGCAGGUAGAUCUCUCGCCGUCUCUUUUUGUCGACUACCCAACAGUCGCAAGUCUGGAGGCCUUGGUUGGAACCCAAACACCGGAUUCAGGUGACGAUAUAAGAACGCCAGCUUCACAUUGUGACUCUCCUAUCACUAGCUGUAGUGAAGACACCAAUAUUACCGUCCCAAUAUCUGGGGUCGAGCCCGGUGUUGCUAGCGGGGUCCCUGAGCGUGUAAAGGAAACACUCGCGAUUCUUAGACGCGCGAUAGCGGAGGAGACAGGCGUGUCACUUGCCGACUUAGUCCCUUCCACUUGUCUUGCCGACAUAGGUAUCGAUUCACUACUCUCUCUCACCAUCAUGGCCAAGAUUGAUGAGACCCUCGGGGACUCGAUACCCCGUGAACUCAUUGCGAACCACACCACUCUCCAAGAGGUGGAAGAGGCGGUCCUCGGCUCACUGGGGUUGACCCUAUUGAAAGACAAACCAGCGGCCUCCCAAUCUUGCAGUGCAUCACAAGACUACCUGUGUGAGGGACAUCAUUUGGAGAAUUGCCAGCCUGCCGUUUCCUCGCCACCGAACGCAACAUCUAUCCUCUUGUCUGGUUCUACAGACACUGCGAGAUCUCUCUUGUUCUUGCUUCCAGAUGGUUCCGGAUCUGCCGCCUCCUAUGCCGCGCUGGCGCCUAGUAUCGGCUAUGGGAUUGCUGUUUAUGGUCUCAACUGCCCAUGGCGGAAAACGGCAGAGGAAAUGACGCGCUUAGAUAUCGAUAUGGCCACCCUCGCAGCAAAGUAUGUCAUUGAGAUCAGACGGCUACUUCAUCAACGCCACAAGUCCAACGCCCGCCAGCUUCCUUUCGCUAUUGGUGGUUGGUCCGCAGGCGGUAUCAUUGCGGUCGAAGCAGCCCGCUACCUGAAAGGCUUAGGAGAGAGCGUGGACAAGCUCAUCUUGCUCGACUCGCCGAAUCCUAUUGGGCUGCAGAAUCCGCCACAGAGGAUGUACGACUUCUUUGACUCUAUUGGCAUCUUCGGCGGUGGGCGCAACAGAAUGCCUGACUGGCUGCGGUCGCACUUCAGCGCGUUCAUCCAUAUCCUUGAUAAAUAUGAACCCACGGCGAUGCCGGAUGCUCCACCGACACUCGUGGUGUAUGCAAGGGAUGGCGUUUGCAAGGACCCCAACGGACCUCGUCCCGAAAUACGCCCCGAUGAUCCUCGCGAGAUGCUGUGGUUACUGAAUAACAGGACAGACUUUACUGCCGGUGGCUGGUCAAGUUUGCUUGGGAGGUCGAAUCUAACCAUACGGGUUAUGGACGAUGUCAACCACUUUAGCCUCAUGGAUGCGGGUCCUGGUAUGAAGACACUAGGCGAUACUAUUGAAGGCUUUUUGUCUUGA